AUGAUUUCUCAAGUUACUGGUGCAAGACCAAUGGCUAUUAAGACUGCUGAUAUCAAUAACGAUAACUUCUUAGAUCUUGUUGUUGCUAAUAGCAAUGGAGAUACUACGAGUAUAUUUCUAGGCUAUGGAGAUGGUAGUUUUAAACAACAUAAGACACUUUCGAAUGGAGCUAAUGCUGGGACAAAUGGAAUUGCUAUUGGUGAUAUAAACAAAGAUAACCAAUUGGAUAUCGCUGUCGUUAAUAGGAAUGCCAGUAAUGUUGGAAUAUUUCUUGGACAAGGCAACGGAAGCUUUUCAGAACAAACAACAUUUUCUACAGGAAAUGGUUCUACUCCAGCAGGGCUUGCUCUUAAUGAUUUGAACAACGAUAGUAUUUUAGAUCUUAUAGUUACCGAUCAUGAAAAUGGUCUUCUACUUGUAUUUCUUGGCACUGGUAAUGGAACAUUCAGAAAAACACUUCUACUAUCGACUGGUAAUAAUUCUGGACCAUAUUUAAUCGUUAUUAAUGAUUUUAAUAAAGAUAAUAGACUUGAUAUUGCCGUUGGUAAUGGUGAUGGAAAUUAUGUAGGUAUUUUUCUUGGUGAUGGUACAGGAAAAUUUUCAGGACAGACAACAUAUUAUAUUGAAUCUGGUCCAUAUGCACUCGUUGCUGCUGAUUUUAAUAGAGACGGUUUUUUAGAUAUUGUGACAGCUAAUUAUUAUGGAAACAAUACAAGUAUACUUUUUGGAAAUGGUGAUGGGACUUUCAGACGAAAGUACACUUUUUCUACUGGUAGUGGAUCUUUACCUUAUGCAAUUGUUAGUGGUGAUUUUAAUGGAGAUAAUAUAGAAGAUCUUAUUGUUCCUAAUUCUGGUACGGAUAAUGUGGGUAUACUACUUGGAUACGGUAAUGGGAAAUUUAGAAAACAAAAUACUUAUUCGACUGGUACUGGUUCUGCUCCAGUUGAUGUAACGGUUGGAGACUUUAAUGGAGAUAAUCGUCUGGACUUUAUAUCUGUAAAUCGUGAUCAUAGUACAGUUGGUAUCUUUUUAAGCACACUGUCAUGA
Molecule: messenger RNA, 1047 nt
Organism: Rotaria sp. Silwood2
Lineage: Eukaryota; Metazoa; Rotifera; Eurotatoria; Philodinida; Philodinidae
Source: the annotation of a GenBank genome assembly